AUGCCACUGGUCUCUUGUUUCUUUUCAACGAUCUCUUUUCUUGGCUUCCGAGCCAGCAGCCAAGAUCACCAGGCCCACUUGCUUCGUAGAAGUGCCGGGGGCCCUCGGGCCCUGACCACUGUUUCGCCAGGGCUAGGGCGACGACGCAAUGCGUCACAGCUGGUGCUGGGGAGCAACGAAGCUGUGGAGUGGUGGCAGGAAGUGGAUCAGCAGUGGAAGAUGGAGCAGCGAGCUGCAGAUCCCUCACUGAAGUCACCUUUCUUCUCACUGGCAGUGGAGGAAAACUCAACGGUCAUUGCAGUGGGUGGCGGCGCCGGCCGUUGUGCCAGCAUUUUUGGCCCUGACGCAUCGGUGCUAGCGACACUGCAAGGGCACACUGGAUGGGUGCGAGACGUGCUGUUUCAUGAAGGACAACUUUACAGUAUAGGUUGCAACUUCAUCAAGGUUUUGCGGCCCCAAAAGGAGGGAGACACAGCAGCGCGGUGGAGAAGCUGCGCCCACGUGGGAGAUUUGGAGGCAAAUGGUGAUCUCUUGGCCUUGGCUGUUUGCGGUGGUUUUCUGUUCGCCGUUGGUGCCUCCAAGUAUCGACAUCGCUGGAAGCUGCCAGCGCUUGGAAGGCCGAAGGAUUGGAUCGCAGAAGCGCGAGCGUCUCUCCUCCGGGAGCCAAGUCGACACGCGGGUCGCGUGACAUGCCUCAGCUGCUGGAGGGACAGGUUGGUGUCCUGCGGCCAUGAUGGUGAAGUCGUGUUGGACAGCUUCAGUUCCCUGAAGCGGGUGAGUUUGGGCAUCAGCCGACUGCUGUCGCUGGCAAUUGUUGACAAAGAGCACAUUGCCAUUGGUUCUGAGGAUGGAAGUAUCCAUUUGCUGAAUGCCAAGCUGCAGACGCUGGAGCCGAAGUAUGUCAUGGGCCCCAUGGGCCGUGGCCCAACUGUUGACAUCUCAGGGGCGCUUUGCGGCGGUCUCAACGGAGCUGCCAGGAUUCCACCUGGGAUCAUUCGAGAGUCAAAAGGAACGGAGCGGCGGAGCGGCACUUCGCUAAUCCACAACCGUGGUUUGGAAACACGGCACUUUUCGUGGGGACAGAGGUGCUCGGGCUGGUGUCCAGAGGGCGGCCGCAAAAGUGGUUGGCUUUUCUGGGUCAAGGUAGUGGUGUCAAAGCCGGUGCUCCAACGGACGCCCACUUUUCCUGGGGCAAGUAUGACCGCAGGGGCAUUUUCGGACGGGACAUUCAAUGCCGAUGUUCGGGCCAGGGUUCUUGUAGGGCAGGCUCAGGGAUGUGAAGAUUAUCACAUGUCAUGUGGUGGAAGAAGCGGUGCCAGAUUAGAUGGACGGCUCUCCAUUCUAAAAGAGGUGUGCGGUGAGCGGGCUGGAUCAGUUUCAGAACAAACCGCAUUGGAACCAGAUCGGACCGGGAUCGGAACCGGGUCGGAACCAGAUCGGAACCGGGUCGGAACCGGGUCGGAACCGGAUCGGAACCUGAUCGGGAACGUGGUGCUUCAUAGAUGGCCGAUGGCCUCUAAAAUGCUUACGCGUCGAUAUAGCGGGACUGGAGCGACACCGGGCAUAGGCUUGGCCAAGUUAAUUAGGGCUUCGGGGCACAACCGGGGCUACGAGCACAUCCGGCAGCUGCGAGGCAUCAGAUGGGUUGGCGCGCCACCGGGCAGCAUCCGCCCGGGCAGCUUGCCGCUGUCGCAUUUCAUGAUGAAUCCAAUCAGGGUCGAAAUAGCAACACUCAUCGAACAGCUUCAAGUACUCACGGCGAAGCAAUUCAUCCUCCGUGCGCCUCACGUGCGGCCACUCACUGUGGUCGUGCAAGAUUUUCAAGAUGGUAACGGCAUCAGCAACGGUGAGAUGCCUUCGAAGAGCGAGCCACAUGGCAGGACUUUCUGCCAGGUCCUGCAGAAGGCUUCUCGCUUCCUCUGGGGCGGCCUUUGCCUUGUCGCGGCGGCCCUGGCAGUUGCGGAAGUGUCCUGGAACGCACAAGUGCCGCCCAACGAAGCCACUGGACCCUGGCGGUUUAAGGAGCGGGAUCCCUUUGUUGAAGGCUGGAGAAGAGAUCCGGGGGAUGAACGGGUGGCAGCACUGCGUGAACAGCUGAUGCACAGCAACUGUAUGGAUGACCUGGUGACCUUCUCAGCCAUGGAUCCGGACUUUAACGUCACCGUAGCUGCAUCCUUCUUCGACAAACAUGGCUUCCUAGUCUUGGAAGAUGCCUUAUCAGAGCCAUUGCUGCAGAACCUCAAGAAUGCCUCCGGUCAUAUCAUGGAGAAAAUCUUUGAAAAAGACCCUGAAGGAAGUUUUGGCGGAGGCGCUGGUAAACUUCCGCAUCGCUAUAGUUUGGGCGAUGCUUCAGCUACGAAAUCCAAUUUUCAUUUGGAAGCCUAUUCUGCCUUGGUGGAUUUACCAAGCACCACACCACUUCUUCAGAAGAUCUUCGGUUCCAAUGACUAUUUCGCUGCUGGAUGCGGUGGUGAUGUGGUCCUGGCUGGGGCUAUAGAAUAUCAGUCCUUGCAUCCAGACGCGAUCUGGGGCAUCCUGGAUGGCCAUGUGGCGGAUCAAAAGCUUCCCCCUGCUGUGACGAUCAAUUUCGUGCUGGAAAACCUGACUGCCAUCAACGGAGCCAUGCGUUUGGUGCCUGGUUCCCAUCGGUUGAAGCAAAAUCCACCGAACCUGCUGCAGGAGCCAGAUUGGAUGCACUUCAACACCUUGUGUCCGAUCCCUGCAGGAGCUGCCAUUUUCAGGGACAAUCGAUGUUGGCACGGCGGUACACCAAACCUCUCCGACAAGAUGCGAGUCCUGCCAAACAUGGAAUACUUCCCGCCCACGGCCAUGCCAUCUUUGGGUUGGUUGGACAGGUCUACGAUGCCCUGGGAUAUUUUUCUUGGCCUUUCACCUUUUGGACAGCAUAUCUCCAGGGCAGUGGUGGCACCGCCGUGGGAAGAAAUUCCAGGGCUGGGCACUUACACACCGGCAGCGAUCCUUGAUAUCAUGCCUUUUCUUCGAUGA
Cladocopium goreaui is the source of this 3006-nucleotide messenger RNA. The record is from the annotation of a GenBank genome assembly. Lineage: Eukaryota; Dinophyceae; Suessiales; Symbiodiniaceae.